AUGUCGGUUCUUGUUAAUGGUAGUCCAACAAAAAAGUUCGAGGUGGGUAAAGGAUUGAGACAAGGUGAUCCCCUUUCGCCGUUUCUUUAUGUGUUGGUCGCGGAAGGACUUACGGGGUUGGUAAGAAAAUCCAUAGAGAUUGGAGAAUUUGAGAGCUUUUCCAUUCAUCGUAGUUGUAACAUCGAUAUUCUUCAAUUUGCGGAUGACACUUUGUUGGUGGGGAAAGGGACUUGGAAACAAGUUUGGGCUAUCAAGGUUGUGUUAAAGGCUUUUGAGUUAGCAUCGGGGUUGGGCAUUAAUUAUCACAAGAGCAAAUUGAUUGAUAUUAAUGUGAAUAAUGCGUUCUUGGAAGCCGUAUCAAAUGUUCUUUCUUGUAAGGUCGAAGAGAGUAAUUUUUACUUUCUUGGGAUACCGGUGGGGUUUAAUCCGAGGAAAGUUGAGACUUGGAGACCGAUCAUUUCCAAGAUGAGAAAGAGGUUGUCGGGGUGGAAAAAUAGAUUUCUUAAUUUAGGAGGAAGAAUAACUUUAUUGAAGUCUAUUUUGAGUUCUUUAACCGUAUUCACUAUGUCCUUUUACAAAGUGCCGAAGAAGGUGGAGAAAGAGCUAACGAGUAUCCAAAGUAGCUUUCUCUGGGGAGGUAUGGAUGAGAAGAGGUUUUUAACUCAUAAUGGGUUUAAUACUCCAUUUUGGGAGGCGAAUUGGUUGGAGGGGAUGGUUUUGAAGGAUGAGUUUCCGGAUCUGUUUGAGGUGUCGCGUUUAAAAGGGGUAUCGGUGGCGGCUAUGGGGGGUUGGGUGGAUAGUGAGUGGAGGUGGGGGGACUUAGGUAUUCCGGAGGAUUGGUUGGAUAAUUCUUUAAGGUUAGCCGAUUGGGAAAAAGUAAGGACUAUUUUGGAGGCUUUUGGGAAUUUGGGUGAGGAGAAGGAUGGAGUGGAGUGGAUGCCCAAUAGCAGUGAUGGCUUUUCGGUUGCUUCGUGCUAUGAGGUUUAUGCGAGCAAGCGUAUUUUAUAUGGUCCUAAUUGUAGAUUUUAUGAGGCGAAGGGGUUGGUUUGGAAGUCGGAAGUGCCUUUCAAGAUUAAGGCUUUUGGGUGGAGGCUUUUAGCUAAUAGGCUUCCAACAAAAGAUCUUUUGGUGCUAAGAGGUGUCUCGAUUCCUUUUGAUAAUUUAAAGUGCUCUUUUUGUAGAUUUCAUUUGGAAAAUCGGGAUCAUUCUUUUUUUGCUUGUUCUUAUGUAAAGAAUAUUUGGAAGGAAAUAGCGUUGUGGAUAGGUAAAGGGGGGAUAGAGAAGGAGGAGAGCUUGUCGAGUUUUAUGGAUUGGCACUCGUUUUGUAAAUCAAAAAAGAUAGAUGUAAAGAAGUUAGAUAUGGUAUGGUUGGCUACGGCGUGGUCUAUUUGGUUGGGUAGGAAUGGGGUUUGUUUUAGGGAAGAGGAUUGGAAUUUUGAUGACUUGGUUUGGAAUAUCAAAAUUCUGGGCGUCUGCCUUCCCUAUUGUAAACAGGUUGGAGAACUCUUAGUUCUCCGGUUUAUAUAA
This is a messenger RNA of Vicia villosa (hairy vetch), 1527 nucleotides long. RefSeq lists its product as uncharacterized. Bases 1 to 1527 code for a protein of 508 amino acids. The transcript has 3 exons. NCBI's taxonomy places the organism in Eukaryota, Viridiplantae, Streptophyta, Magnoliopsida, Fabales, Fabaceae. The record is from RefSeq and is a predicted model, not a curated record.